GCCCGCGCACGCGCGUUGUUUCACCUUAAGUCCAAAUUGCCGUUUUGUGCACCAAAGCAGUUACUAACAUGUCAGAGUGGGAGUCUUAUUACAAAAACGAGGGAGAUGAAGAGGAAGAAGAACAAGAUGAAGGCGGCCCUGAAACAGGCGGAGAAUAUAAAUAUUCUGGAAGAGAUAGUUUGAUUUUCUUGGUUGAUACUUCCAGGGCCAUGUUUGAAUCUCAGGAUGAAUUGACUCCUUUUGAUAUGAGCAUCCAGUGCAUCUUGAGUGUGUAUACCAACAAGAUCAUAAGCAGCGAUCGGGAUCUCUUGUCAGUGGUGUUUUUCGGUACUGAGAAAGAAAAAAAUUCAGUAAAUUUCAAAAAUAUUUACGUCUUACAGGAGUUGGAUAAUCCAGGAGCCAAACGAGUGCUAGAGCUGGAGCAGUUUAAAGGGCAGAACGGAAAGCAACAUUUCCAGGACCUAAUUGGCCAUGGAUCUGACUGUUCGCUAAGCGAAGCAUUGUGGGUGUGUGCGAACCUCUUUAGUGAUGUCCAGUUCAAGAUGAGUCAUAAGAGGAUCAUGCUUUUCACCAACGAGGAUGACCCGCAUGGCAAUGACAGCGCCAAAGCCAGCCGGGCCAGGACCAAAGCCGGGGAUCUCCGUGACACAGGUAUCUUCCUGGACCUGAUGCACCUGAAGAAAGCUGGGGGCUUCGACAUAUCCUUGUUCUACAGAGACAUCAUCAGCCUCGCAGAGGACGAGGACAUAGGCGUUCACUUUGAGGAGUCCAGCAAGCUGGAAGAUCUGAUGAGGAAGGUUCGGGCCAAGGAGACCAGGAAGCGAACACUCAGCAGGUUGAAGUUUAAGCUCAACAAAGACAUAGCGAUGACUGUUGGCAUUUAUAAUCUGGUCCAGAAGGCAUUCAAGCCUCCCCCCGUGAGGCUUUACCGGGAAACCAACGAGCCUGUGAAAACCAAGACCCGGACAUUUAACGUGAACGACGGCAGUUUGCUUCUGCCCAGCGACACCAAGCGCUCCCAGAGCUACGGGAGCCGUCAGAUUGUUCUGGAGAGAGAGGAAACAGAACAGCUCAAACGGUUUGAUGAACCGGGCUUGAGUCUGAUUGGUUUCAAGCCCUUGCUCAUGCUGAAGAAGCACCACUACUUGCGUCCCUCCCUGUUUGUAUACCCUGAGGAGGCCCUGGUGAACGGGAGCACCACCCUGUUCAGUGCUCUCCUCACCAAGUGUCUGGAGAAGGAGGUCAUGGCCCUGUGCAGAUACGUACCUCGGAAGAACAGCCCCCCUCACUUUGUGACGCUGGUGCCACAGGAGGAGGAGUUGGAUGACCAGAAAAUCCAGGUGACUCCCCCAGGCUUCCAGCUCAUCUUCCUGCCCUAUGCCGACGAUAAACGCAAGGUGCCCUUUACUGAAAAGGUUGUGGCAAAUUUGGAGCAGGUAGACAAGAUGAAGGCCAUCGUGCAGAAGCUCCGCUUCAAAUACAGGAGUGACAGCUUUGAGAACCCAGUGCUGCAGCAGCACUUCAGGAACCUGGAGGCCUUAGCUUUGGAUUUGAUGGAGCCUGAACUAGCUGAAGACCUGACAAUGCCCAAAGUGGAAGCAAUGGAUAAAAGGCUGGGUUCCCUGGUCGAUGAGUUUAAGGAGCUGGUCUACCCGGCAGAUUAUAAUCCCGAGGGGAAAGCCACCAAGCGAAAACCAGGUGAUGACGGCUCUGGAAGCAAGAGGCCCAAGGUGGAGGUAUCUGAGGAGGAGCUGAAGGCCCACAUCUGCAAGGGCACGCUGGGCAAGCUGACUGUGCCCGCAUUAAAGGAGGCCUGCAAGACCUAUGGGCUGAAGGGUGGGCUGAAGAAGCAGGAGCUGCUGGACACGCUCACCAGGCACUUUCAGGGCUAACCAGCUGGGCCACCCUUCCACACUAGCCAGGGGGGUUUAUGCUCCUCCUUGGAGCCAGGCGUGGACCUGACAGGAACCCUUUUUGAGACUGUUGCCAUGGAGAUGGUGUGGCCCUUCACUUGCUGUGCCUUACUUUAAAUAAAGAACCCUUACUUUGUACUUCA
Echinops telfairi (small Madagascar hedgehog) is the source of this 2056-nucleotide messenger RNA. RefSeq names its product X-ray repair cross complementing 6 (gene XRCC6). Gene Ontology annotation, cellular component: Ku70:Ku80 complex; nucleus. The record is from RefSeq and is a predicted model, not a curated record. The coding region runs from base 69 to 1892 and encodes 607 amino acids. Gene Ontology annotation, molecular function: telomeric repeat DNA binding; DNA helicase activity; damaged DNA binding. The transcript has 13 exons. Lineage: Eukaryota; Metazoa; Chordata; Mammalia; Afrosoricida; Tenrecidae. Gene Ontology annotation, biological process: cellular response to X-ray; cellular response to gamma radiation; telomere maintenance.